AUGAGGUUGCUCUACAAGGACGCCGAUGGUAGAUUUGUAACUAGGGAAUGGCCAAACAACGUUCCGAGAUAUGCCGUCCUUUCACAUACUUGGCUCAUCGGCGGCAAAGAAGAGAUCCUACACGAGGAUAUUGUCAAUGGAUCCGCCGAAAAAAAGUCUGAGAGCUAUGAGAAACUUCGAUUUUGCGCCAAGCAAGCCGCCCGAGAUGGGUUCGACCAUUUCUGGAUCGAUACUUGCUGCAUCGAUAAAACAUCGAGCUCUGAACUGCAGGAGGCCAUCACAUCUAUGUUUCGAUGGUAUCGCGAUGCUGGAAAAUGCUACGCAUAUCUCACAGACGUCUCUGCAGUAGAUGACGGCGUAGGAUGGCCGGGUGCUUCGCGAUCUUGGGAAGGGGAUUUUCGGCGAAGCCGAUGGUUUACACGAGGUUGGACUCUGCAGGAGCUUCUGGCUCCUACGACCGUUGAGUUUUACUCUGCCGAAGGCACUUUUCUGGGCGACAAAAAGUCUCUGAAGCACAUAAUCCAAGAGAUUACAGGUAUCCCCCCUGAUGCACUUGAAGGAACGGACUUGUCAGGCUUCAGUGCUUAUGAACGGCUUUCUUGGGCAAGCACUCGAGAAACAACACGUGCGGAAGACCAAGCAUACUGUCUACUUGGCAUUCUUGACAUAGACAUGACGCUUCGAUACGGCGAAACAACGAAUGCGAUGAUUCGGCUUCGCCAAAAAAUUGAGAAGAAGCAUGGAGAAGUUGCUAAAUGGGACCGCUUGAUCGAGGGCUUGCCCAUCGCCUCACAAGCGGCUUACGACUCUCUUGACAACCAGUAUGGGUCGACUUGUUUACCGAACACCAGAGUUGAACUUCUUGGGGAUCUCUCACAAUGGGCAAAUGCGGCGGACGACAGAUGUAUCUACUGGCUCAACGGUAGUGCAGGUACAGGAAAGUCCACUGUGGCUCGCACAAUAGCCAGAACGUUUAGCGAGAAUGACAUUCUCGGCGGCAGUUUCUUUUUUGAAAAAGGAGGGGGAGCUGUCAGUCAUGCCAAUCUUCUGUUUACGACUUUAGCCUCUCAGCUAGCUACUAGGUUUUCCUCUGUCAAACGCCACAUUUGCGAAUCCAUCAUGGCGAACCCGGAUAUUGCUCAGAAAUCCCUCCGUGACCAGUGGGACCAGUUGAUCAUUAACCCCCUUUCAAAGGUCGAGAAUUUUGAACCCCAUAAUCUCAUCAUCGUUCUUGACGCAUUAGAUGAAUGCGGCAACGAACAGGAUGUUCAUAUCAUUCUUAGACUCAUAUCCACAACGAGAACUCUCGAGCGGAUUCGUCUCAGAGUUCUGGUUACAAGUCGGCCAGAAACACCUAUCAGAUCCGGAUUCUCCCAUUUACCGGAGGCCGAGAGGGAGGUAUUCUUUCUCCACGACAUCCGGCCAGCACUUAUUAAUCGCGAUCUCAAUUUGUUCUUUCAAGAGAACCUUGCAGCAAUCGGAGUGGAGAGACGCCUAGCCCCGGAAUGGCCAGGCUCAAGAAUCGUCGCGCGUCUCGUAGAGAUCUCCAGUGGUCUCUUCAUAUGGGCGUCCACUGCCUGCCGUUGGAUUCGGAAUGGCAAGAAAUUCGCCACAAAACGACUUGAGACUAUCAUCAAAGGUCAUACCUCAGACGGAGGCCCACAGAAGCAGCUUGACGAGAUAUAUACCACCGUAUUGGAAAGUUUGGUCCAACAAGAGUAUGAUGAGGGGGAGAAGCAGAUGCUCUUUGAAUCAGUAAGAGACGUAGUUGGACAUAUAGUCACUCUAUUUUCGCCCCUGUCAUCCGUUUCCCUGGCGAGCUUACUCGAUCAGGAUGUCGAAGAGAUCAGAGAGACGCUAGAAGAUUUACAUACAAUCUUCAAUAUUCCCAGCGAGGAAAGCCGCCCGAUCCGUCUGCAUCAUCCGACGUUCCGCGACUUUAUCAUUGAUCAGAGCCGAUGCAAAAACCCAGAUCUCUGGGUUGACAAGAAGCAGGCACAUAAAGCACUAGCCGAAGACUGCAUUGAAAUCAUGCGCCGUAUGCUCAAACGCGACAUAUGCGGUUUGCAAUCUCCUGGUGUUCUCGUGACCGACGUUGACCAGUCCUGCAUAGAGCGGUGCAUUCCUCCAGAACUUCAAUACGCAUGUCUCUAUUGGGCUCAGCAUUGUCGACAAAGCGGUAUGCUUCUGGGUGAGAAUGACACGGCUUAUCAUUUCCUAAAAGAACAUUAUCUUCAUUGGCUCGAAGCAAUGAAUCUCAUGGGCAAAGGCUCAGAGAUAGCCGCAAUUAUCCGCAUGUAUCAGGCUCUGCUCCCAGAUUCAGACAAUUCUGGUCAACUGUCAUUUCUAAAGGAUGCACGAAGGUUUUUCUUCUCAUUCCAAUUGGUUAUGGAACGAACGCCGUUGCAGAUCUAUUGUGCCGCGCUUGUCUUCCUUCGCCCUUCAAACGGACUGAAGGAUCACUUUUGGAGUGAGUUGCAUCCAUGGUUCGGUCAAGUGAAAGUCGUGGAUGCCAUCGCUCCAGAUGCCAAGGACGAAUACAUGUUCGUCAACGACUUAGCGUUCAGUCCAGACGGAAAAGAGAUCGCUUCAGCAUCGAUUGGCCCAGUGAUCAGAGUAUGGGACGUCAAGUCGAAAACUGCUCUCUUUGUGUAUCACGGUCAAAAAGACAAGACAGGGACUGUGGCGAUCUCGCCGGACGGGAAGAUGGUUGCAUCAGGUUCGGACGAUGCUUCCGUAAUGGUAUGGAACAGAGAAACGAGAGCUGUCAUGUUCAACCUGGAAGGACACACUAGAUGGGUGAACACCGUUGUCUAUUCUCCAGAUGGCCGUAUACUCGCAUCUGGAUCAAUGGAUGAGACCAUCCGAUUGUGGGACGCUACCAACGGGGAAGAGUGCAAGAGAUGGGAAGGUGAUCUAUCCUGCAUCAACUCUAUUGCUUUCUCUCCUGAUGGGAAGUACCUUGCUUCGGCUACAUCUGACUGGCUGGUGCGGAUCUGGGAUGUCUCGAAGAAUAUAGUUCAUCUCGUACUUGAUGGCCAUUCAGGCCCGGUCAACACGGUACAAUUUUCCCCGGAUGGCACACAACUAGUCUCUGGAUCAGAUGACAUGACGAUCAAGGUGUGGGACACCAUCUCGGGAGUGGAGUUGUUCACUCUGAAGGGACAUGUUAAGAAAGUUUCGGCUGUGACUUUCUCACCAGACGCGCGCCUGAUAGUAUCCGGAUCAGAAGAUAAGACCAUGCGGCUGUGGGAUGUUAGCAAUCGUUCCCUCUCUAACACCCUCGAGGGUCAUGUCAGCGGUAUCAACGCCGUCUGUUAUUCAAAAGACGGCCAGAUACUUGCAGCUGGUGCUUAUAACGACGAGAUACGGUUUUGGGACGCCGUGACCGGGGAACCGAGGGGUAAAUUGAACGAUUUUGCUUCUCACCAGCUUGGACCUGGCUCGCUUGAACAAGCAUAUGGACAUGACUCCGGAUUUCUUGAAGGUGCGACCGAAGGAGGCAAAGCACACACAAGUGAGGUGUUAUGUCUAGCUCUAUCACCGGAUCGAAAACUUGUGGCGUCCGGAUCACAGGACUCUACUAUCAAGAUCUGGACCAUUAGUGGUGUUGAGCAGGCAAAAUUGGUCGGGCACUCAAGACGUAUCACGUGUCUAGUUUUCCACCCCAGCGGUCGAUUGCUGGCCUCCAGUUCUGCGGAUGCGACUGUAGUCUUAUGGGAUAUUUCCACUAGCACUAUACUACAUGUUCUCCAGGGCCAUACCGACAUGGUUCUUGGUCUCCGGUUCUCUCCGAGUGGCGAUCUACUUGCAUCGCACUCUUCCGACAAGACAAUUAGGCUAUGGAAAACAUGGCUAGGCACCGCCGAAGACCCUCUCGAAGGCCAUCACGAUACCGUGACCAGUAUUGCUUUCUCGCCGGACGGUCGUCUUCUUGCGUCCGGCUCGGCAGAUACCACUGUACGACUAUGGAACAUAGAAACCUCAAACGCAGUCGGUACGGCGUUGGCAGGCCACGAAGAUGAGGUCACUUCUGUCGCAUUUUCCACAUUGAGCGAUCUGGUUGCCUCCUGCUCGAUGAAUGGGACCAUCAGGCUGUGGACCGCCGAUGGUAAAUCAUGUGGCGUUAUCCAGCAACACACAAAAGGAUUCUCAUCGGUUACGUUUUCGCCAGACUCUAAAUUCUUGAUUUCCUCGUCGGGCGAUCACAUCAUGACUUAUUGGGACUGCCAAACAAAAGCCUUGCUUGCUAGGGUUGAUGCAGGCGUGGCUCUUCGCAACUUGAGUUUCUCCGCUAGCUGCCAAAUCGAGACCGAUCGAGGUGUCUUGACAGUGAAUCCUACAAUUUGCGACAAGUUUUCAUGUUCGUCAGAAGCUCUACACUCGAGCUUUGUCACAGACGACUGGUUGUUGAAAGGGAAGGAGAAAGCGCUUUGGUUGCCAGAAGAGUAUAAGACGACUAGCGUGAUAACACAUGAAGGCUUUGCGGUUUUGGGCCAUUCGUCUGGCAGCAUUACCUUCAUUUCGUUGCAAUAG
Molecule: messenger RNA, 4536 nt
Organism: Alternaria arborescens
Lineage: Eukaryota; Fungi; Ascomycota; Dothideomycetes; Pleosporales; Pleosporaceae
Product: Vegetative incompatibility protein
Exons: 2
Coding region: 1-4536 (1511 amino acids)
Molecular function (GO): protein binding
Source: RefSeq, a predicted model, not a curated record